Messenger RNA from Olea europaea var. sylvestris, 2012 nucleotides. Its product is annotated as dol-P-Man:Man(7)GlcNAc(2)-PP-Dol alpha-1,6-mannosyltransferase. The record is from RefSeq and is a predicted model, not a curated record. Gene Ontology annotation, cellular component: endoplasmic reticulum membrane. Bases 94 to 1581 code for a protein of 495 amino acids. Gene Ontology annotation, biological process: protein N-linked glycosylation. Gene Ontology annotation, molecular function: alpha-1,6-mannosyltransferase activity. Lineage: Eukaryota; Viridiplantae; Streptophyta; Magnoliopsida; Lamiales; Oleaceae. The transcript is spliced from 20 exons.
AAUUUAACAUCGCCCUGGCAAGGUUUUCAUCACUCCUUUCUUCCCCUUCCCGCAAAUUCCGAUUUGCACUCAUUCCGGCUGCAGAGCAGAACAAUGGCUCCCAAGUUAUCGAAUUUCAUGCAGUUUUACGGCUACGAUCUGUUAUUGGGAUCAAUAGCUGCCUUCUACGUUUUCAUGGUGCCUUAUACGAAAGUUGAAGAAAGCUUCAAUAUUCAGGCAAUGCAUGAUAUUUUAUAUCAUCGGCAUCAUAUAGAGAAGUACGAUCAUUUGGAAUUUCCAGGAGUGGUUCCUCGCACAUUUAUGGGUGCCUUGCCUGUAUCGGUUUUGGCAUUUCCAUUUGCACUAGUAACAACUUUACUACACUUGCCAAAGAUUUACAGUCUUUAUGCAGUUCGUUUGGUGUUGGGUUGCAUCAUCUUGUCUACACUGCGUUUUUUCCGCAUUCAGAUUAAGAAGAAGUUUGGGUCUCAAGUUGAAGCUUUCUUUGUAAUAUUGACUGCGAUUCAAUUUCACAUGCUGUUCUACUGUACCCGGCCACUUCCUAACAUACUGGCGUUUGGCUUAGUUAACUUGGCAUAUGGGUUCUGGUUUAAGGGAAGCUUUUAUGCAGCAUUAAAGUGUUUGAUUUUCGCUACAGUCAUCUUCAGAUGUGACAUCCUGUUACUUAUUUCUCCUCUGGGUCUGGAGCUAUUGCUGUCUAGGUCAAUUUCCUUUUGGAAGGCACUGAAAUCCUGCAUUAUAACUGCUUUACUUUGCGUAGGCCUUACCAUGCUUGUCGAUUCUGUUAUGUGGAGGAAGCUGUUGUGGCCUGAACUGGAAGUUUUUUGGUUCAACUCGGUUUUGAAUCGAAGUUCUGAAUGGGGUUCACAUCCUUAUUAUUGGUAUUUCACAUCAGCACUUCCUCGUUCCUUGCUGGCUGCAUAUCCACUUUUUAUGCUAGGGAUUCUACUAGACAGAAGGGUUCUGGUCUACAUCUUUCCAGUUUUAUCAUUUAUUUUACUUUAUUCAAAGCUUCCACACAAGGAACUUCGCUUUAUUAUUAGUUCUCUUCCUAUCUUCAAUUUAUCGGCUGCAAUUGCUGCAAGCAGAAUCUACAACAAUCGCAAGAAAAGAUUCUGGAAAUAUCUUAAUGUUGCCAUGCUGGGGUCAUUCCUUUUCAGUCUAGGGUGCACGAUCUUGACAUUCAUGGCAUCGUAUGAGAACUAUCCUAGUGGUUAUGCCCUAAAAGCUUUGCAUAAUAUAGGGCAUUUGAGAAAUAAUUCAAAUGAAUUGUGGGUUCAUAUUGACACCUUCUCGGCAAUCAAUGGAAUCUCUCGCUUCUGUGAAAAUUAUGAUCCAUGGAGGUAUUCUAAAGAAGAAGGGAUUCCUCUGGGAGAAUUUCAAAAUCAGAAUUUCACAUACCUUUUGAGCGAAUCUUCUGAUAUCAGUGGAUACAAGUGUCUAUUUAGUACGAAGGGAUUCUCCAGGGCUCAUCUUCGUGUUGGAUUUCCUCCCAUAUCACUGGUUAAGGACCCGAAGGUAUAUGUCCAUGGAAAUGUUAAAAAUAAUGAAAUAAUCCACAGAAGCUGGCCGGGUUGCUAAUUACUAUGGGAAGAGAUCUAUAUCUCAUCUGAAGUUGUGGCAUUCUUGAAACUGCAUGUUGCUGGACUCGUAGGGGCAUAAACCAAUGGAAUACUUCUAUCUUUGAGAUUGAUUAUCCUUUAGAGCUUUACAGAAGCAAUAUUUUCCUACAUUUGACACUGAAUAUAGCUCGAGAACUAUACAGAAAUCGUGCACAUUUGAGCUUUUGCAUUCUAUACCUUCAGAAACAUUUGAAAAUUAUGCUCUGCUUGUAACACGGCACUUUGUGUUGAGAAUGCACCUAAACUAGGGGACAAAAUAGUUAGGUCACCUUGGCCGAUAUACAAUCUUAUAGCAAGUGAGGCUAUCGUUGGACAAUUUUCCUGUUCUAUAAUUUGUAACACCAUGUACUAUCUAUAUCGUCCACAGGUGUAAUUUUUGAUUUGGUGGUA